GCUGAAGACGUGCUCCCUUCAUUCUAAACAUGUCUCGGAAAAGUAUGGACUAUGGGGACCUUCCAGAAUACGAAAAGAGCCAGAUCAAAAGGACCCUGGAGUUGGGCACUGUCAUGACAGUCUAUAACCUCAAAAAGAGUAAUCCAGAGAGGAGAACAAUUCAGGUCAUCAUGGAAACAAGGCAGGUAGCGUGGAGUAAGACAGCUGACAGGAUUGAAGGAUUCCUGGAUUUGAUGGAAAUAAAGGAAAUCCGUCUAGGGAAAAAUUCAAAGGAUUUUGAGCGUGGGAAAGCAGCACGACAAAAGGAUGAGCACUGUUUCACUAUUUUCUAUGGUACUCAGUUUGUUCUCAACACCUUAAGUUUAGCAGCUGACACAAAGGAUGAUGCUGACAAAUGGCUGUGUGGUUUAAAUAUUUUGCGUCAAGAAGCUAUGAAUGCUGCCACUCCAGCAAUUACAGAGAGCUGGCUGAGAAAGCUGAUUUACUCUGUGGAUCAGUCCAGAAGGAACAGCAUCAGCCUUAGAGAACUAAAGACGGUGCUUCCAUCAGUGAACUUUAAAGUGAGCAGUGUAAAGUUCCUGAAAGAUAAGUUUGCAGAAAUAAACGCUGUUAAAGAAGAGCUUAGCUUUGAGCAAUUUCAUCUGUUCUACAAGAAAAUUAUGUUUGAGCAACAGAAAUUGAUUCUCGAUGAAUUCAAGAAGGAUUCCACUGUGUUUUUUUUAGGAAACACAGACCGUCCAGAUGCUUCAGCGGUGCAUUUGCAUGACUUUCAGAGAUUUUUGAUACAUGAACAACAGGAAUCUUGGGCACAGGAUCUUAAUAAAGUAAGAGAAUGGAUGUCUAAAUUUAUUGAUGACACUAUGAGAGAAACUGAUGAACCAUUUCUCUAUGUUGAUGAGUUCCUUACUUACCUUUUUUCAAAAGAAAACAGUAUCUGGGAUGACAAAUAUGAUUCAGUUGACCCUCAGGACAUGAAUAACCCUUUGUCCCAUUACUGGAUUUCUUCUUCACAUAAUACAUACCUCACAGGAGACCAGCUUCGUAGUGAAUCUUCUGCAGAAGCUUAUAUUAGAUGCCUUCGAAUGGGAUGCCGUUGCAUUGAGUUGGAUUGCUGGGAUGGUCCUGAUGGGAAGCCCAUCAUUUAUCAUGGAUGGACACGGACAACAAAAAUUAAAUUUGAUGAUGUUGUGCAGGCAAUCAAGGAACAUGCGUUUGUUACAUCUGAGUACCCCGUGAUUUUGUCAAUUGAGGAGCACUGCAGUGUGGAGCAGCAGCGAUAUAUUGCCAAAGUGUUCAGAGAGGUCUUUGGGGAUCAGCUUCUAAUGAAGCCCAUCGAAGCUAGUGCUGAUCAGCUGCCAUCACCAACUCAGCUGAAAGAAAAGUUCAUCAUCAAGCAUAAAAAGUUGGGCCCCAAAGGUGAUGUAGAUGUGAACACAGAAGAAAAGAAAGAGGAGAAAAAGCAACAAGGAGAACUCUACAUGUGGGACACCAUAGAUCAGAGAUGGACUCGUCAUUACUGUGCUGUAGCCAAUGAAAAACUUUCAUUCAGUGAUGAUAUAGAGCAGAAUGCUGAUGAAGAGUCAUCCAAGGAAAUGCAACGCACAGAGCUGCACUGUGGUGAGAAAUGGUUCCAUGGAAAAAUGAAAGAAGGGAGAAACACCGCUGAGAGGUUGCUCCAGGAGUAUUGCGCUGAAAUGGGUGGCAAGGAUGGAACAUUCCUAGUGAGAGAGAGUGAAGCUUUCCCUAAGGACUACACACUUUCAUUCUGGAGAUCUGGUAGAGUCCAGCACUGCCGUAUCCGUUCUUCAACGGAUGGAGAUACUGUAAAGUAUUACUUGACAGACAACCUCACCUUUGAUAGCAUCUGCGAUCUAGUCCAGCAUUAUAAAGAAGCACACUUGCGCUGUGCAGAGUUUGAACUGCGGUUGACUGAUCCUGUGCCUAACCCCAAGCCUCAUGAAUCAGAGAAGUGGUACUACAGUAACCUGAGCCGAGGAGAAGCAGAAGAUAUGCUGAUGCGAAUUCCCAGGGAUGGAGCCUUUUUGAUAAGAAAGAGAGAGGAACCUGAUUCCUAUGCCAUGACUUUUAGAGCUGAAGGGAAAGUAAAGCACUGCCGCAUCAAGCAAGAAGGCCGCCUCUUUGUCUUGGGCACAUCAGCCUAUUUUGAGAGUUUAGUGGAACUGGUGAACUACUAUGAGAAACAUCCGUUGUACAGGAAAAUGAAGUUGCGCUACCCCGUGACCGAGGAGCUGCUGGACCGCUACAGCAUGGAGAAAGACCCUAGUUCAUUAUAUGAUGUAAAGAUGUAUGUGGAGCCGACUGAAAUAACACCGUCUGUGCCCCAGAGAACGGUUAAAGCCUUGUAUGACUACCAAGCUAAAAGAGAAGAUGAGCUGACUUUUUGCCGUGGGGCCUUAAUUCAUAAUGUCUCAAAGGAAACUGGUGGCUGGUGGAAAGGAGAUUAUGGAUGCAAAGUUCAGUACUAUUUUCCAUCUAAUUAUGUUGAAGAUAUGUCAACUGAUAGCAUGGAAGAGCUUGAGAAACAGAUAAUUGAAGAUAACCCUUUAGGAUCAUUAUGCCGGGGUAUUUUGGACCUCAAUAUGUAUAAUGUUGCAAAAAUGUCACAGGGAAAAUAUGGGAAAGAUUUUGUCUUCGUCCUGGAACCCAAGAAUAAUACUGAUCUGCCCAUUGAAUUCGCCACAGACAAAGUGGAAGAGCUGUUUGAGUGGUAUCAAAACAUCAGGGAGAUCACAUGGAGAACUGCUGAAGAGGCAAAUAUCAGAACAUACUGGGAAAAGAAGCAGUUAAUAGCCAUGGAAUUAUCUGAUUUGGUAAUCUACUGCAUACCCACAAGCAAAACCAAGGAUAAUCUAGAAAAUCCCAAUUUCAAAGAAAUCCGUUCCUUUGUGGAGACCAAGGCGGAAAGCAUAGUCAAGCAGAAGCCCACUGAUCUACUAAAAUACAAUCAGAAGGGACUGACGCGGAUAUAUCCAAAAGGGCAAAGGGUGGACUCCUCGAAUUAUGAUCCCUUCCGCUUUUGGUUUUGUGGCUCGCAGAUGGUGGCUCUUAAUUUCCAGACACCAGGUAAGAAUUUCUUUAUGGAAGUGCUGAGCCUUCCCCAUUCUUUCCCUCAUUUAAAUCAGUGCUCAGCUGCAGCUUGGUUGAACCUUUCCAGCUGUUUGUUUGUUUGGGACUGCUCUGUUGGCCUCCUUGAUCUCACCUGUGCAGACCUUGGUUUGACAUCAGUGGAUUACAGCAUGUUUAUAGUAGUUACACUUAAAUUACAAAUUCAUUUUGUUACAGAUGAUAAUGGCCUUAACCCAGUUUGGGCAUCUCAAGAGCAAGUGAAGUUUGAAAUUUAUGAUCCAAACCUAGCAUUUCUGCGCUUUGUUGUCUAUGAGGAGGACAUGUUUAGUGAUCCUAAUUUCUUAGCACAUGCCACAUUUCCUAUCAAAGGAAUCAAAUCAGGCUUUCGGGCAGUCCCUCUCAAAAACGGACAUAGCGAGGAUUUAGAGCUGGCUUCCCUCUUGGUUUAUUGUGAGAUGCAGCAAAUUCAGGAAAGUGAAGAAGAGCUCUAUUCAUCAUUUCGGCAGCUACGGCAGCGCCAAGCAGAACUGAACAAUCAGUUAUAUGACUCCCGACGGAACAUAAGGAGCCCCAACCGAGAUGCAUUAUUGCAAGAAUUCAGCGUGAAUGAGGGUCAGUUACGAGUAUAUCAAGAGACUUGCAACAAGAGAUUGAGAGAGAAAAGAGUCAGCAACAGCAAAUUCUACUCCUAGGGGAACAAUUUUUCUUUGACACGUUAUUCCUGGUGGAACUGCUUUCCCAAAUCAUCAGGGAGGAGAGGAUGUCUAUCAUGCACUUCAGCUGCCACUAACUGGCUUAUGUUGUCUUUGAAAUUACCUAAUAUAGUAGCAACAAAAGUUAAACCAUCAGAUAUACUAUGGACUAUCCAGGGUUGUUUCUACAAAAUAGAAGAAUGUCAGAUUUGAAGGAAAACAAACUUUUUCUUGUGUGUUUUAGAAAUCUUAAAAUUGUAAAAUCUUUAUUUGAUUUUAUCGGUCUAAAAUUUAUUUAUUUUUAAAUGUUAUGUGUACAUCGAAAAUACGUAUGUGGAAGUACAAAGUCCAACUUGCACAAAAUUUACAUGGGUUUGUACAAUUUUCAGACAGAUUAAAAUGACUAGCAUAAAUCAAAACAACUUUGUCAUUUAAAGGUUAUAAAGGAAGCUACUCUUUUAUAUGUGCCAGAUAGCUUUGUGCAAGAAAAAGAGACGCAUUGCAGAUGCCAAGUUUCUAGUAUUUCAUUGUAUUUCCAACUAUGCCUUUCAGUGCAUCAUGCAAAGAUGACGAGCAAUGUGUAAGGUUUGCCCUUCAAAACCCAUCUAUUUGUUAGCAAAUUCUAUUGGUAUUCACACUUCUAAGUUCAAAACUGACUUUAGAAAAAAAUCUUGUAUGGACAUUUUAAUUGUAUCAAAGAAUGCAAUGUACAGCCUUUGGGCAAGGAUGAUGGGUGUUGAGCCCAAAUUAUGUUGGCAAAUGCUUAUUUAGACCAGUAAAAUCCCACAGCUGGGCUAGACCCAUUCUUAAUCCAAGUUUUUAUGCAGGUGUGAGCAGAAAAGUGUACUGCCUCUGUUACAUGUUGUCCUAAUAGCUUGCAAACCCCUGAAGUCAGGUCAUGGUGCAUGCAGAACAAUCGUUUGUCUCCUAAGGGUGAAUUAUUCACUUCCGGACACAAUACUGCUUUAAGUGUGUGCAUUAUUUUAUUGGAAAAAAACAGAUAUUCUGUACAGUAAAUACAACUUGACAGGUAUGACAAAAAACAGUUUAGGUGUUCCUAAUUAUAAAAAGGGGGUUUGUUCCUAAAGUCAGCACCUAUCAAUCUGUAUCCAGCGGUAACCCCAUAACGUGUGUUGACAUUACAAAUGACCUGCACAUUUCUUAUCAUAGCAGCCUGCAAAUUAUCUGAGACAGAGUAGAGUGAUACAGAAGUAACUUUUUGAUUUAGUUUGAAGAAACCUAUACAACCUCUAAUCAAACAGUUGUAUGUAUAUUAUACAGUCUGUUUAAAGUAAAAAUAGCCUGCAGGCAGUGGGGUACAA
Messenger RNA from Varanus komodoensis (Komodo dragon), 5101 nucleotides. RefSeq names its product phospholipase C gamma 2 (gene PLCG2). Gene Ontology annotation, molecular function: protein binding; phosphatidylinositol-4,5-bisphosphate phospholipase C activity. The record is from RefSeq and is a predicted model, not a curated record. Gene Ontology annotation, biological process: phospholipid catabolic process; phosphatidylinositol-mediated signaling; positive regulation of epithelial cell migration. Bases 30 to 3779 code for a protein of 1249 amino acids. The transcript is spliced from 31 exons. Lineage: Eukaryota; Metazoa; Chordata; Lepidosauria; Squamata; Varanidae.